This is a messenger RNA of Spodoptera exigua (beet armyworm), 1397 nucleotides long. The record is from the annotation of a GenBank genome assembly. NCBI's taxonomy places the organism in Eukaryota, Metazoa, Arthropoda, Insecta, Lepidoptera, Noctuidae.
GUCAUUCUCUGAUUCUGACUGAAGACGAAAUUCUGGCGAUAUAAGGAAUUUUAUGGAAUGGAAAGUGAAAUUACAUUGGAAUAUUCUUAAAGUACAUAAAAAUGUUUACUCGAUCCAGACUGUUUUUCUCCAGGACCAUCCCAUUGCGCAAUGUUUUUAACGUGGAUUACCAAAACAAUACAUACAAUAAUGCUCGGUUUUUAUAUAGCAUAACAGCUACAAGAAGUCGGUCUACUACUCCGCUCAAUACUAUUGUUAUGUUCGUUCCACAACAAGAGGCAUGGAUCGUGGAGCGUAUGGGAAAAUUUCACAGGAUUCUUGAACCUGGUCUGAAUCUACUGUGGCCCAUAGUAGAUAAGAUUAAGUAUGUGCAAAGCUUAAAGGAGAUUGCUAUUGAUGUUCCAAAACAAAGUGCCAUCACAUCGGACAAUGUUACUUUGAGCAUUGAUGGAGUGCUUUAUCUUCGUAUUAUCGAUCCUUAUUUAGCAUCAUAUGGUGUUGAAGAUCCUGAGUUUGCUAUCACACAGCUGGCUCAAACCACUAUGCGUUCUGAACUUGGUCAGAUUUCACUUGACAAGGUUUUUAGGGAGAGAGAAUCUCUGAACGUAGCUAUUGUUGAUGCCAUCAAUAAAGCCAGUGAGGCUUGGGGCAUUACUUGCCUGCGAUAUGAAAUUCGGGAUAUCAAAUUGCCAACUCGAGUUCACGAGGCUAUGCAGAUGCAAGUCGAAGCUGAGAGGCGGAAAAGAGCAGCCAUCUUGGAAUCUGAGGGAGUGCGUGCUGCUGAUAUUAACGUCGCCGAGGGCAAGCGACAGGCUAGGAUAUUAGCAUCAGAGGCUGAAAAACAAGAACAGAUAAACAAGGCAUCUGGUGAGGCACAGGCUAUGCUUGCUGUUGCUGAAGCUCGCGCUAGGGGACUGAAGCUAAUUGGAGGUGCUCUAGCUGAACGGGAUAGCAAGCAUGCUGCUUCCUUAACUCUGGCUGAGCAGUAUGUGUCUGCCUUCAACAAACUAGCGAGAACAAACAACACCCUCAUUCUGCCGGCGAAUGCAGGAGACGUGUCCAACUUAGUGGCUCAGGCAAUGUCUAUAUAUUCAACAGUGACAGCACAUAACACACAAACUAAAACACAGCCUGACAUCUCAGAAAGUUAUGAGGAGCCUCUAGUCAAACUUAAUGCUUUAACGGAAAAGGGGUCCACCUUGGCUGGCCCAGCUAUUGCUAAUUAUGAUGACACCUUAGCAGAAUACUUCUCAGAUGACGAAGAAAGAGAGAAGGCAUUAAGAGGUCUUAAAGAGAAAAAAGACUUACAAUCACAACAGCAAAGUAAACUAGAAAAGGACACAUAGAACCGUUAUUUAGUGCCAGUCUUAGUAUAAACCUUUCAAACACCAUCAUUC